This is a messenger RNA of Saccostrea cuccullata (small rock oyster), 3938 nucleotides long. RefSeq lists its product as uncharacterized. The coding region runs from base 1 to 3858 and encodes 1285 amino acids. The record is from RefSeq and is a predicted model, not a curated record. Lineage: Eukaryota; Metazoa; Mollusca; Bivalvia; Ostreida; Ostreidae. The transcript has 24 exons.
AUGCAGGCUACAGAAUUUAUAUUCCUUUUGCUGAUGCCCAUAGUUAUCUGUAGUGAAUUCAAAGGCGGAACUAUUUCUUGGAGGCCUACAUCCUCACCGCAACAGAUAGAAAUUUCCUAUCGUAUGGUUUGGAGUCGUUCGAAUAUUGGAGCCAGUUGUGACGACAGCAAAAUAUCUUCCCAAGGACUGAUAACAGUUGAUGGUAACCUCUAUUGCAGGAUGGGCUGCGACAAGCAGAUCAGCUCAAUGCAUGGGAAAUGUAUUGCUUACAGUUCCAGGGAAGACUGGUCCUUAGGAGAAGGGUCCUUCAUGUUUACCCUUCCUACUCCGGAGAUCAACUAUGUAUUUAGGAUGGAGCAGUGUUGUUGGCAGACUUUGGCUACUGGUGUUCCAUCAAAGGAUAUAAGAAUGACAAUGACAGUUAACACAGCACCGAGGACCGACACAGGGGUCCUCAACUCCUCCCCUGUUGUUACCAUGGCGCCAAUAAUUCGGCUCCUCAAUAAUUGUCCACAUACAUUCAGAAUUCCAGUACUCGAUCCUGAUGGGGAUAUUGUCCGCUGUCGUUUUCCCAACAAAAGCAACACAGAUGAAUGUGGGUAUCUUUGUAAUGGACUUUUGGAAACUGCAAUAGAUAACUUAAAGGACACAUGCAUGUUUUCUUAUAACCCGACCAAAACCGGAACUUUUGGUGUCCACGUACAAAUCGAAGACUUUUCGACCAGGCCUGCGGCAGCUGUCCUCAGCUCGGUUCCACUUCAGUUUUUGAUAGAAGUGUUUGACGACGACCUACUGACGUGUACUGACGCUCCUGUCUUUGUUGCUCCUACUCCUAUGGAUGGCAGUUGUUACGUAGUUUCUAAUACGUUCACAAAGGUGCUUGUGGCCAGGACUGCAAGUGCCUCUCAGACGAUAACAAAAAUAUCCACAAUUGGACCGGUAGGGACUACGAAGACCAGUCUGUCCCGCUAUGGUAGUUCUGGUAGAGAAUGGUCAAUAACAGUCACUUGGACACCAACACAGAGCCAACAUGGCCUUCAUCAGCUUUGUUUCAGUGCAGAAGUUAAUAAUAAAUUAACUUCAAGCAUGAACUGUGUUGAACUUCUGAAAGGAACCCCACCCGCAGUAGAGCUCGUUAAAGGAUGCUUAACGCCUUUUGGUAAAACUUGGGAUAAAAUCACUACUACGUUAAAGAUGUGCUUUAACAGAAAGUUUGUUCGACCAAAAACAGACAAGUUUCUUACAAUACAUCAUACCAAUGGAACCGUGGUACACAGACUGAAUCUGGCGGAUCCAGCAGUGGCCUCCUUCCCGGACUCAGGCGGGAGGGAAGUCACCAUCACAUUAAAGGGAGCACCUGAGUCCAGUAAUUUACCUGCUGGAGAAUACUAUGUUCUCGUGGAGUCAGGAGCAGUUGCGGCGGACUCUUUGAGCUGUACCACAGACUGGUCUGGAAUCGCACAGCCUUUCUUCUGGAAUUUUACUGUCGUUCACUGGGAGACAGCAGCUGGGUCUGUUCCUUUUGACCCUGGUUUUAACCCUGAAUUUGACCCUGGUUUCUUUGAUGUGGAACCGCCAACUCUCACUUUUACCUCUAAUCCUUCGGAGACCAAAGGCAACGCCUCUAUCACGUGGAGUGUCAGCGAACCUCUUGCAGUUUCCUCCUGUGCCAUUACAUAUCCAAACAAAACCGAGUCAGAUGAACUAUGCUUUGGUCAGUGGGAGUUACAGGACUUACCCCCUGGUCCGUAUCAGAUCAGCAUCACCUUAGUGGAUCAGGCUGGUCUUCAAGGAGGACCCUUUCUUCACAUUUGGACUAACAUUGACGUUACACCUCCAACACUUACUUUUAGGCGGAAACCAAGAAGGUCUCUCAGCAAAGCUAACAUCACAUGGGUCACUAGCGAGGUCGCUACUGGGGUUUGUGAGAUUUCAGGUCCCUCCUUCUACCGCUCAGUGGUCUGUGAUCAAGCUUGGAGCGAGGACUAUCUACCACAAGGAAACUUUGUCCUGAAAGUCCUAAUCUAUGACGAGUCUUUAAACAUGGCAGGCCCUUUCCAACAUACGUGGUAUAACAGGGACGUUAAACCCCCAGAAUUGAAGUUUACAAAUACACCAAACUGUCAUAAAUCAACGGAUAAUGCAACGAUUACGUGGACAUUCAACGAAUUUGCUAUCGCAACGUGCAUUAUCGAAACAUCAUUUGAACGUCAGAUACUUCCUAGCUGUAACGGUAGUUGGACCGGGACUUUUUUGCCAGAGGGAAAUGUAACGUUAGAGAUUUCAGCAAGGGAUAAUGCAAGAAAUUCCGCCCCAAAUUACAAAUACACGUGGUACAACAAGGACGCCACUCCCCCUGCUCUUACCUUUACACAAAGCAGUCUCCUUACAAUAAAUGACGCAAAAAUCACUUGGUAUGUCAAUGAGCCAGUAUCUGCAACGUGUACAUUAACCACGCCCGACAACGAAAAGAAGGAGUUCUUGUGUAAUUCUGGUACCUGGUCUGGUAGCAGUUUGCAGGGAGGAACUCACAAACUCAGCAUUCGUGUAGUGGAUCUAGGGAACAACACAGCUGGACCUUUUAUACAUAGCUGGCAAAAUGUUGAUACUAUCCGACCAAGGCUGGCAUUUUCUAAAGAACCUUCUAGAACCUACAGUAAUGCCACAAUAACCUGGACUGUCACAGAACCUGUAAAGGCCAGCUGCGUCGUGAGUGGUCCCUCCAACUUCUACCGAAAACUGUCAUGUGAUGGAGAAUGGAGGGGCGUGUUACUUCCGCCAGGAUCGUUUAAACUCGUGAUCACGGUCACAGACUCUUCAGGAAACUUUGGAGGGCCAUAUGUACACACAUGGAUUAAUGAGGAUGUGUCACCUCCCUCUCUCCAAUGGAUUGGUAUACCGCCAUUAACAACUGCCGGAAGUAUGAUGCUGUCCUGGACAACAAACGAGGAAGUGACGUCAGUUUGUUCGGUUCGGUCUCCGGUACAGUCGAAAGAGGUGUCUUGUAAUAACAAAUGGGUCGGAACAGAACUUCGGAAUGGAGAGUAUUCUCUAACGGUCAAUAUGGUGGACGGAUCCGGAAAUAAAGCACAAGCUGUACAUCGGUGGAUUAACAUUGUUAAGGAGUUAGUGUAUGAAAUCAUGUUAACCUUGUCCAAUGUUAACGUGGAUGAUGUUGCCAACAAGGCAUCACCAGAGUAUACUAAAUUACUGGCGGAGAGUCAAUUGGCGUUAGAAAACUUCUACAGAUCAAAAGUCAACAAUUUCAAAGCCAUUCAUAUUAGAGACAUUAUCGUAAUAGCAAAAGCAUCUAGAAGAAAACGCAGCACCCACUCUUUGACCGACAUCUCUGUAGAACACGACGUGGUGAUAGAUGGGGACAAUAAAACUGCGGGUACAGCUGCACUCUCCAAGACACUGUCCACCCUGUCCAGAGGGGGAGCCUCUAUAACUAUCGGAGGGUCAACCACGUCAUUUUCUAACAUUAUCCUAAUGACCAACGACAGAACGGGGAAUGUGACUUUUACGCAACAAACUAGUGCCUGCGAAAUAGUCCAGUUAUAUGUUACGUGUUCUGUAAGGGAGUACUGCGAUGAAGAUCUUGGAAUGUGUGUAACCAACGUCGCUAGACAAGAUAAUAACGGCAUGAUAUUAAGCAUCGGACUCGGCGUGUCGGCGGCUGUCGUUUUUAUUCUGGUAACAGUCAUCAUCAGCCUCUUUUAUCUACGCAAGAAACAAGAAAAGGAAAGGGCCAGAAAGAAAAUGGCAAAUGAAAAGAAAAUUAAGUUUGAUCAAUCAAUAGCAGCAUUUGCAUACACUCCUCAAAUAAUCCACAAACCUUUCAAGUACUGGAAAUGAAACGUUCACAUGGUAUCCGUUCUAACAGUUAACAUCCCUUGUGGUCUUGUUUUCCUUUACCUCAUCGUAUGCGAAUUAAU